Molecule: messenger RNA, 1985 nt
Organism: Xiphias gladius (swordfish)
Lineage: Eukaryota; Metazoa; Chordata; Actinopteri; Istiophoriformes; Xiphiidae
Gene: sdc4
Product: syndecan 4
Exons: 5
Coding region: 256-903 (215 amino acids)
Biological process (GO): cell migration
Cellular component (GO): cell surface; membrane
Source: RefSeq, a predicted model, not a curated record
GCCGCCGGAGCCCCGACAGAGUAGACCGGACACGGUGGAGACCAGCAAGGUGAUAAAGGUGGACAGCUUCCGAACGACUUGUACAUUUCUUGGACUAUACUUGGGACGCACACACGGAACAGCUGUACCUGAACACUGGCUCAUCCACGGCACCGGUUUAGUUUUCAAUCUCCGUAAAGCUAACGUAGCUUUUAUAUCUAUUUUUCUUUUUUUUCCUUUUUCUUCGUAUCUUUAACGCUAUCUAAAAGGACAACCAUGCUCAGCCUCUGCCUCGUGUUGAUUCUGUCUGCCUCCGUUUUCUCAGAGUCGCAGGUUAGGGAGACAGAGACAUGGAUGCCCAUGAAGACGACACAGAAGGUCGCCAUGUCGACGCAUGGCGGCGAGCUAGAGUCAUCGGGAGACUCCCCGAACGGCUCCGACUUCGGCUUCGACGAAAACAAGUACUAUUUCGACACGCUGUACGAUGAUGAGGACGAGUACGAUGAGUCCUCUGGGUCUGGAGAUGGAGCAACAACAGUGUCACCUGACCAAGAGUCUGAGCCAUCAGUUAAGCCUGAUGUGAACGACAACAAGAUCCCAGAGGUGGAGCGCCCGGUGCGACCAACCGUCAACGAGGUUGACAUCGUGCGAGGGAGUAACGAGAUCCCGCUGCUGAAUAACGGGGCAGACCCCAACAAGGAUUACCCGUCCAAUGUCCUCAUGUCCCACGCCAGCGAAGACAGCAUCUUUCACAAGACGGAGGUCCUCGCAGCUCUGAUCGCGGGCGGCGCCGUCGGCCUGAUGUUCGCCGUCCUCCUCAUCCUCCUCCUCAUCUACCGCAUGAAGAAGAAGGACGAGGGCAGCUACGAUUUGGGGAAGAAGCCCAUCUACAAGAAGGCCCCCACCACUGAGAUCUACGCAUAGAUCCCGACCUCUUCUGCCCCUCCCCGACCUCACACACACACGAACACACACCUCACUCCCUUAACACCGUUAAAAACCCCGUCAGGGCCAGCCCCUGGUCUCACAGUGCCUCUUCUUCAUCCUCAUCAUCAUACCUCCUCCUCUUCCUCACUUUUAUUCUGACUGUACAGCGGAGUGACGCUCAAUAACGAACCAGGAGAGAGAAGCCCUGAAGACAAAAUCGAUUGACUGACUCCUCCUACCCGAUGUAUACUAAUAUUAUUGGUGCUCUCUUAACCAAUCAGAGGCUUUGUUGGUCCGCUUUGUUCCUCUUUUGGUUUUGUCAAACAAGGAAAAGGAGCAAGAGGAGCGGACUGUUUCAGCUGCGGGAACGCCGUGAUCAUUUUUGUCUUGUGUUUUUAUUAUUUGUCCCCAUGUCAAGAGAGAAAAAACAACAGAACUUUGAAACUGAGGACUUGGAGAACUUCAACUCCUCUUUCUCACCUCUUCCCUCCUUUUCUUCUCGUCCUCCACCUUCCAGUUAAAAACACUAACACUGUGCAAUGAUUUUUGCCUCGGUAUGGUACACAUUAACAGUCCAGUUAUUUAUUUCCCCUUCUCUUCCUCUCACUGUUUCUUGGACUGAAGCUUCUCACAUGACUGAAGCAAAUGAUUUUUAAGUGAACAUUUAUAUUUGAUUCUGUUUUUUGUUUUUGUUUUUUUUAGCGAACUCCUUGUAAUGCAGAGAGAUUUAAGACAUUUAAGUUUUUGUUUUUUUUCUAUUAAAGAAAAGUACACGUUAUUCAAACAGAUUUUGAUUCAGAAAGUUAUACAUCACUAUAAUGCUGUGGUUUUAUGCUGUCAUCCGUUAGAAUUGAUGUUAAUAAUGACAAUAUUUGCUCAGUUUUAUCCUUAGCGCACUCCUAAAAUUAUACAGAGAAGAGAGAGAGAGCCAAACAAGGGUCAGGUAUUUGCAAAUGGUUGUUUCUGCCUUUUUAUAUCUGUGCUGAACGAGCACUGAAAGAUGAUUCAGUUCAUGUUCUGUAAACUUUCAGAUGCAGCAGAGUUCAUUAAAAUGACCUUCAAAAGACUUUUUCUUUAAA